This is a messenger RNA of Daphnia magna, 1559 nucleotides long. RefSeq names its product serine/threonine-protein kinase/endoribonuclease IRE1. Bases 133 to 1047 code for a protein of 304 amino acids. The record is from RefSeq and is a predicted model, not a curated record. Gene Ontology annotation, cellular component: IRE1-TRAF2-ASK1 complex. NCBI's taxonomy places the organism in Eukaryota, Metazoa, Arthropoda, Branchiopoda, Diplostraca, Daphniidae. Gene Ontology annotation, biological process: intrinsic apoptotic signaling pathway in response to endoplasmic reticulum stress; protein phosphorylation; IRE1-mediated unfolded protein response. The transcript is spliced from 4 exons. Gene Ontology annotation, molecular function: RNA endonuclease activity; protein serine/threonine kinase activity; ATP binding.
ACGGUUUUGAAUUGCACAUAAGUAAGCAGAUACAUCUUUACCGUUACUAGUGAUUUAGAGUACUUCAAACUGUGCGAAGCUUUCUUGUUUUAUUGAGUUAAGUCAGAUUGAAAAGAAGGUGCAACACCACAAAUGGCAGAUCCUGAUCCCGAACCCUACUAUGACAAAAACGAAGUUCUUGGAAGAGGAGAACACACUACUGUUUUUGCAGGGGAUCCAGGUUUGGCCGUCAAGAGAAUUGAAAAGGAAAGGAUGGUUGAAAGAUUGCGAGACAGAGAAGAGGCAGCAAUGAGACAAAUGGAUCAUCCAAACGUCAUAAAACUUGUUGAUGUCCAAGAAACUCCAAAUUUCAAGUUUUGGAUACUUGAACGAUGUUUAGGGACGGUUCGUGACUACAUUAACGGUGAUAAAAUGUACAAGGAUCACAUGCCAACGGAGGUUGAAGCCUUGAUGCAAAUGGCAAGCGGAUUGGCUUACAUCCACUCGCAAAAUAUUGUCCAUCGAGAUAUCAAGCCAGAUAACGUGCUCAUUGCCAACAAUUCUGAUCCAAAACUCAAAUUUGUUUUGAAAAUUUCGGAUUUCGCGUGCUCUAAACCCAUGACGCAAGACGGAAAACAUUCUUAUACCGGCCCUAGAGGAACCAGGGCUUAUCAUGCUCCCGAGUAUCUUCGACUAGAGGACGGUAAAAUGAAAGAUGAGGAAAUGAAAAAUAUCAGAGAGGACAAAUCGAUCGACAUUUUCCCCUUGGGCUGCCUGUUUUUCACUUACAUCGUUAAAAAAGGGACUUCCAUUCAUCUAUUUUCGACACCAGGAAAGCCAUUUAACUUGCAAGAAAAGGAUGAGAGUGACGUCACUGAGAAUAUCCGGAACGACAGAAAGUAUAUCGAAGAGAAUGGAAUACCAAGCGAACACUAUGCGUUUAAAAUGAUUGACGGAAUGACUAAAGCUCGUUCUGAACAUCGCUGUGUUGCGGUUCGUCGGCCGGCGAGCGGUUUCAGCCGAACAAACCGAAUGAAAAGGGGACUUAAACUAAUUCCUUAUUACUAGAGUAAUAUAAGACUUACAAAUGACUAGGGUUUACACAAAUAUAUUUAACACUUACGCGGGGGUAGCCAGCACAAACAGCACAGCCCUCCCUUAGGACCAGUCUCACACACGUGAGACGAGAUGACAUUCACACAGUACGUCAGUACGCACACCACGACAAUCACACCCCGUCUGCUAUGGGCCACCCAAUUUCUCCAUGGGCCACUUACGCCCUCUAGUCGGUCUACAUACGGGCCUCGGGGUACAGACAUAAAAAGGGGUAAGGGGAUAGAUGAGCCGUCUGCUACAGCUGGGUUUUGAACGAAGGUAAACCUGGAAAAAAUUCAGUGCUAGGCACUUUGGAAAUGGAAUUGCAACGUGAAUAACAGAAGACAUAAUUCAGUUGACUUGCAUAGUAGAUUAACAGAAUUUUGAUCAAUUUAAUUUGAUUGAUAAAGACGAAACGUUCAGGUACAGAAAAACUAAUCGUGUCACAUGAUUUGUUUCUUCUUAAAUAGACAUCUUUAGCAGCC